AUGAAACUAGAUUUUUCUUCAAUCACAUUAUCACAAUAACCAAACAAUAACAAAGGAAUCACGGGCGUGUUUGAUAUGCACACUAGCUUAUCUAUUUAAAGGUAAGUUUGAAACAAUUAAAAUGGAAAUACAAACGAAAAUCGACAAGAAAACGUUAGUCCCCGACGUCGCCGUUAGUGCUGUUUUGGUACCGAGUCAAGAAUUGCCUGCGGAAACGCCUAUAGUCUCAGGAUAUGAUUGGGAAAACGGCACUGACUACAAUAAAAUUCUAGACAGCUAUACGCACUCAGGUUUCCAAGCCACUAGCUUUGGUAAAGCUGUCGAAGAAAUUAAUAAAAUGCUGAAAUGUCGAUCUGUGCCACUUACAGAAGAAACUAGCGACCCUUUUGAAGAAGAUACCUUCAUUAAGAAGAAAACUAAUUGCACUAUUUUCUUAGGUUACACAUCUAAUAUGAUUUCAUCUGGGUUAAGAGAUACAAUUUUAUUUCUCGUUAAAAAUAGACUUGUAGACUGUAUUGUAACUACUGCUGGAGGAGUGGAAGAAGACUUCAUAAAAUGCCUUGCUCCUACUUAUAUAGGAGACUUUAAUUUAAGUGGUAAAAUGUUAAGGACUCGAGGAAUUAACAGGAUUGGAAACCUAUUGGUGCCCAAUGACAAUUAUUGCUUGUUUGAAGAAUGGGUCACUCCAUUGCUGAACGAGAUGUUAGAUGAACAGAUCAGCGAUGGUAUAGUCUGGACUCCUUCACGGAUUAUUGCCCGAUUAGGAGAAAGAAUUAAUAAUGAAAGUUCAGUAUGUUACUGGGCAUGGAGAAAUAAAAUUCCAAUAUUUAGCCCUGCUUUAACCGAUGGAUCUUUAGGAGACAUGAUGUAUUUCCACUCAUAUAAACGACCAGGACUUAUUAUUGAUAUUCUCGGUGAUCUACGUAGACUGAACACUAUGGCUGUGAAGGCUAAUAACACUGGUAUGAUAAUUUUAGGAGGAGGUGUGAUUAAACACCAUAUCUGUAAUGCUAACUUAAUGAGGAAUGGUGCUGAUUUUGCAGUUUAUGUAAACACUGCAAGUGAAUUUGAUGGCAGUGACUCUGGAGCUAGACCUGAUGAAGCUGUCUCUUGGGGAAAGAUUCGAACCAAUGCAACACCUGUCAAAUUAUACUCAGACGCAACACUUGUGUUUCCUCUACUAGUUGCCCAAACAUUUGCAAAGUAUUAUUUCAAAAAUAAAAAGAAUGUUUAA
Molecule: messenger RNA, 1234 nt
Organism: Vanessa atalanta (red admiral)
Lineage: Eukaryota; Metazoa; Arthropoda; Insecta; Lepidoptera; Nymphalidae
Gene: Dhs
Product: probable deoxyhypusine synthase
Exons: 1
Coding region: 122-1234 (370 amino acids)
Biological process (GO): peptidyl-hypusine biosynthetic process
Cellular component (GO): cytoplasm
Molecular function (GO): deoxyhypusine synthase activity
Source: RefSeq, a predicted model, not a curated record